AUGGCGAAGAAAGCGAAGGCCACUCCAGCUGGAGCUUCUUCUCGUGGUGGCCGCGCUAUGGCGAAGAGCGCUUCUUCUGGAGCUCCAACUCCCAAAAAAAUGGGCAAGAAGACGCGUGCGGCCGGUGUCGUCCCGCCGCGCCCCAUGAAGAAACCCGCGGCGGCCAGCGGGGAAAAAGCUGCGAGGAAGAAGGUUAGCCCGAAAAAGAUGGUCAAGAAAGUGGAUCGUGGCGUUGCAAAGAAACCCGCGUCGGCCAUGAAGAAGGUUUCUUCUGACAGAGAGCUUCACUCUAGCAGUGCACCCAGCAACGACGUUGCCGUUGCGUCUUCCGGGUCUGUCGCGACACCCAUGAAGAAGAAGGCAGCUCGUCCCGCCAAAGUUGCCAAGAAGAGAACACCCGCGAUGGCGAAGAAAACCCAGAAAAAGGUGCCAAAGAAGGCCGCUGCUCCUAACAAGAAAGCCCUUGCGAAGAAGGGGAAGAAAACGGGCAAGAAGCACUGA
This is a messenger RNA of Neospora caninum, 501 nucleotides long. RefSeq lists its product as hypothetical. The transcript has a single exon. The record is from RefSeq and is a predicted model, not a curated record. The coding region runs from base 1 to 501 and encodes 166 amino acids. NCBI's taxonomy places the organism in Eukaryota, Apicomplexa, Conoidasida, Eucoccidiorida, Sarcocystidae.